GACAAGUUCAGAAUUCCUCCUGUGGUCAGAGCUGAGGGACUGGGAGGCAGUGUGCUCUAGUGGUCAGAGCUGAGGGACUGGGAGGCAGUGUGCUCUAGUGGUCAGAGCUGAGGGACUGGGAGGCAGUGUGCUCUAGUGGUCAGAGCUGAGGGACUGGGAGGCAGUGUGAUCUAGUGGUCAGAGCUGAGGGACUGGGAGACAGUGGGGCCUAGUGGUCACAGCUGAGGGACUGGGAGGGAGGCAUUGUCUUCUAGUGAUUAUAGCUGAGUGAUUGGGAAAACUACAUCAACUAUAUAAAGCGUUAGGCAGUGAAGAUAACACUGGUCAGACCAAGCGCACAUUCAGUCAUUGGAACAGAUAAGUAAAAUUACCCCUGCAGAUAAAAUGCAUACUACUGUAUAAAAAAUUGUGUCUAAAAUAUAUUACUGUCCUGCCAUUGAUUGCUGUAGUACUGUAGUGUACUGCUACCAUGAGAAACAGGUUUGAUUCGGCAGCUUAAACCCAUAAUAAUAUAUGUCAUUGUCUAAAUAAAAUCUUGACGAUUUCAGAGCUGUAGCCCCUCCUAUGACCAGCCUAUGUGAAGAACCGACCCACACUUGGCCAGAGAGAGAGAGAAAGAGGUGGUGUGUCACACAGAAUCACAGCGAUUUAUUUUAGACGGUUCAGCCCCCCAAGUAGACACAGUCACUACUGGUGGCUACAGACUUGCAAAGACGUCCCUAACAACAGCCUGAGACUGAAGGCAUGAACCUUUUUUUUAUGACUCUUUCCCUUUUAACCCCCCCUGGAGUUUAGCGCAUCGGACUCUAGAUUUUAGAAUUAUGGUAUUAUAUCUGGGGGCGUUAACACAUCUUCAAAACAAGUGUUAUUAGCUAAUAAAUCAAGGCAGAAUGCGGUGAGAGGCGAUUGUGCAGCGCAGAGAGGGAAUUGUUCGGCUAACGAGAAAUACCAGCCGUCCAGACCGCGUUAUUAUCACAUGUCCACCUGCACAGGACUAUACCACAGUGAAGUUUUCUGUGCUGAAACAGAUUCAUAAAAAGGUCAGUUUUGCUUAUUUUUUGUUUUUGUUUUGUGGCUGCUGCGUGGGCGUCUUUAAGUUUAGCUGCGUUAGAGCGGAGACUGUGAUUUCAUGAGGAAUGCAAGAUCACAUCUGAUUUGAAUUCAAUUUUUCCCUGAUGGUUUGUAUGCUUGUAAUUAGUAUCAGAAUUCAGACUUCAGUUCUACCACAAUAACUAUGAGGAAAUUGAUCACCUAUGUGCUGCAAACGUGCAUAUGAAAAAGAGGAUUAUAUAGGGGAAGGGGGAAGAUUUGUUAGGUCUGUGUUGGGUCUAUUUUAAUUAUAUGAACAGUGGCUGAACUGAACACCACCACUUAAUACUAAUCAUCUGAUAUAUUACAGUCCUCUUUCCACUUUAUUUAAUUUUUUUUUUGAUAACUGCGAGAGUGUUUGGACUGGUGUAAAACCUGUUGCUGUUUAAUUUCUCUGGGUCACAGUGUGGAUUUCUGUGCAACCACCUUCCCUGCCUGUGGAUCCUGAUAUAGCCUUGACACGACUGCUGGAGAUAGUAUUUUAUAACCGUGGUAACAAAAUAUGUUCCGGUGUAAGGCACAGCUGCUCUUGUGUGCGUUUGUUUAAAUGUUAGUUUAUGAUUAUGGAUUCGACAGUAGAAGCAGAUAAAGAGAAGAUUAAACCUACUACAGUAAGCACUCCUACACUUAGCUCUUUCUAGGGAUAUUUUGUAUAACCUCGGUUUAAUAUUUAGAUGUUUAAAAUAUUCUUGGAGGCAAUUAAAAAGGGAAUUUAAGGUUCCAUGCUUUGAAAUGAAAAGUCUGGAACACGAUUAUAGGAGACUCUGCGCUUCGGCUAUGCAGUAUAAUUAUCUAGUGCAGUUAGACUUCAUUAAGUUACUAAAACAACAACGUUGUGUAAAUAUCAUCCUUUGGCGCAUUUGCACACUUUCAUUACAAUAUCAAUUUGUAAAAUCAGCUUACUGUGCAAACAACGGCCUGUUGAUAACACUAUGUAACACAAUUUUUGUUCCUGGGUAGUAAGUGUUAUGAUGGGAGACUACAUUUGGGGUCUGAUUCGUGAAAGUGAUUUACAGUAUAAUCGUAAAUCUCGAAAAAUUACUCACUUCUAAAUCUUUUUCUUUCCUGGUCACAAAAGCAAAGUUUGUGGGGAAUAAUAGCCAUUUUCUAUACUUUUGAGGCAUAAGCAAUUAGGAAAUAACACUUACUACCCAGGAACCAAAAAAAAAAAAAAAAAAAAUUGUUACACGGUGCUAAUUGUUAGUGCUCAGUCAUGGUUAAUGUGCAGAAUCAUUUUGAUGGCCUGAUUACAUUGUCUAAUCCCCAGUAAUAGAGCUGAUCCUAGCAACCACUUCACAUGAUCAAUCAAUACCGGUACCCAGUCCCUCAACUCUAACCCCUAAACCACACUCCCUGCCUCCCAGUCCCUCAGCUCUAACCCCUAAACCACACUCCCUGCCUCCCAGUCUCUCAGCUCUAACCCCUAGACCACACAUCCUCCCUCCCAGUCCCUCAGCUCUUACCAUUAGACCCCCUCCCCCCAGUCCCUUGUGUGUUUAGGUGCCUCUGGUGUUUCCCAGAAUGCAGCGUUCCCGUGUGCUGUUCUCAGAGGCAGAGAUGUCGCGGCGCUCCGAAGCGGAGGACAGGGAUGCGAAGCGGGUGGAGGCUAGGCUCCUCAGCAGACUGCACCGGCUGGACAGGGUGCGGCUCUACCACGUCAACACCAUGGCGCGCGAGCAGAGGCGCAUCCAGAGGGACCUGAGUGGCAUGAGGCAGGGGAGCUCCUGCCGCAGCUCUGGGGAAAUCUGCUCCGACUACGAGAGAGCACACCGUCCCCCAGGGGCGCCCAAGAGGGCCUUCCUACCCACCAUCCCUGGCGGGGCUACCAGCAAGCCCGAUGGACUCAGGUCUCAGAAACUCACGUCCUUGCGGGGUGGAGGACAGGCUAUCCCAGCAGGCCUCUCUCACACUCUGCAGGCACGAAUCAACGAGUUCAACGGUGUGGGGCGGGGGAAGGGGGGGUCGGAGCUGGUCUCCGUGGCGAUGGCAGGUGAGGGGUGGUGGUCCGAGGAUUCCGACGGGGGGGUGAAGCGCAGUCCUGCUCCACGGUGCAGCGUCUCCCUCCCCACCGUGUCCCCCCUGCUGGACCCCUCUCGCUUGGACCUGGACGCCCUGGCCCCCGACGGCUCCCUCCGGACGCUGUACACCCUGCCCAGCUUCAGCGAGGCGCUGGCCGAGGCAGGCAAGGCUCGCUACAUCCGGCACCGAGGCAUCCCCGACAGCGAGAGGGAGCUCUCCAUCCAGGAUAUAUUCAGCAGGGCUCCCGAGGAGACUGCACACCAGCCGGAGCGGAGCUGAGGCAGGGUGGAGACGUCUCCAUGGAGACACUGGCUCUCGUCCACAGCAACACAUUUUGACUUUUAAAGAGCUUUUUUCAUGUUGACACCUCAAACACAAAUGCAGCACAAAACUAUGUGUGAACCAGUUGUAAACGCUAUAAAAAUAGAAUAACAAAUAUGUCAUACUCAUAGGUGUAAUUUCUCAAUAAUUAAAGAAAAUAAACUUG
Molecule: messenger RNA, 3595 nt
Organism: Acipenser ruthenus (sterlet)
Lineage: Eukaryota; Metazoa; Chordata; Actinopteri; Acipenseriformes; Acipenseridae
Product: coiled-coil domain-containing protein 190-like
Exons: 3
Coding region: 2611-3387 (258 amino acids)
Source: RefSeq, a predicted model, not a curated record